Molecule: messenger RNA, 485 nt
Organism: Cuscuta epithymum
Lineage: Eukaryota; Viridiplantae; Streptophyta; Magnoliopsida; Solanales; Convolvulaceae
Source: the annotation of a GenBank genome assembly
CCUUUCCCUCAUCCCUUUUCCCUCCCCGACGAAGAAAACCCCUCCUCCCAAAGUUUUCGCGCACCCUGUUUCUUUCUCCUUCGCUGACCAUCGAAGAAAACCGUCGCCCUCCUCCCCGUCGCUGGCCGUCGAAGAAAAUUGUCACCCUCCUCCCCAUCGUUGGAAGCUUCUUCUCCGUCCAAGGUUGUUGACGAAAACCGCCACAACCCUCCGUUUGAACAAGGCCGUCGAACGCAACCCUCCUCUCGGCCAACCGCCGUCAAUUCUGUGCGAACCCCUUGUCGAUUCUGUCUCACUCCAAUCCAAAAUGGUGUGAACCCCACUUUAUUCCAUGACCGAAAGGUAUAUAUCCUCUAUCUUUGGAUUUUUAACAAUUUGAGGCUACUUGAUGAUGUUUAUUUGGAGGGUUUAUAAGAUAUUUUUGUUUAUGAAGUUUUGGAACCCACCUAUUGCUUGGAUUUUGAUCAAUAUACAUUUAUGUGGGG